This is a messenger RNA of Glarea lozoyensis ATCC 20868, 2739 nucleotides long. RefSeq names its product ATPase of HSP90 chaperone/DNA topoisomerase II/histidine kinase. The transcript has a single exon. Bases 1 to 2739 code for a protein of 912 amino acids. NCBI's taxonomy places the organism in Eukaryota, Fungi, Ascomycota, Leotiomycetes, Helotiales, Helotiaceae. Gene Ontology annotation, cellular component: MutLalpha complex. Gene Ontology annotation, molecular function: ATP-dependent DNA damage sensor activity; ATP hydrolysis activity; mismatched DNA binding. The record is from RefSeq and is a predicted model, not a curated record. Gene Ontology annotation, biological process: mismatch repair.
AUGGCCAUCGCCGCACUUCCCCAAUCUACCAUCCAUUUGUUAGGAUCCGCUCAGGUAUUGACAUCUACUACAUCACUUGUCAAGGAGCUUAUUGAUAACGCCCUUGAUGCAAAAGCAACCUCAGUCGAGGUACUAUUGUCUCAGAAUACUUUGGACAAAAUUCAAGUCAGAGACAAUGGACACGGCAUUCAGCAUGAUGACCUUGACGCGCUGGGACGACGCGGACACACUAGCAAGUUGAGGUCGUUUGAAGAUCUGAGAUCAAUUGGUGGGGUCAGUCUGGGCUUUCGUGGAGAGGCACUCGCCAGUGCGGUCCAACUUGGAAAAGUCUCCGUAACCACGCGAACGGAGGGAGAAGCUGUUGCCACUUCUGUUACACUGAAAGCUCCUGGAGGAAUUGCGAAGCAGAGCAAAACGUCUCAUCCGAUUGGUACGACUGUUACUAUCCUGAACUUCAUGUCGAAGCUUCCGGUCAGGAAACAAACAGCACUAAAGUCGGCGUCAAAAACCUUGGUGAAGACAAAAGAGCUCCUUCAAGCAUAUGCCCUUGCUAGACCCUCGAUUCGAUUCAGCUUAAAGAUCACCAAAGAUUCUAAGGGCUCUUGGUCUUUUGCACCUCGUCCAAACGAUGGUGUCAAGGAAGCUGUUUCUCACAUCAUCGGCAAAGAAGCUUCUAUGCAGUGUUUAUCGAAAACUCUGACCUUUUCCGAACCUCGCAAAACUGGAGACAAUGAGUUUCACGUCGAGAUUUAUCUGCCAAAACCUGAUGCUGACAUUUCAAAGGUCGGACAUGGUCAAUAUCUGUCAAUAGAUUCCCGGCCGGUGUCACACGAGAAGGGCACGAUGAAGAAGAUUGUCAGCCUGUUCAAGAGCUACCUCAAAGUUGGGCUAGGUGAAGCGCGUGAGGUUCGCAAUCCUUUCAUCAGGAUCAAUAUAAAUUGUCCUCUUUCUAGUUAUGACCCAAACGUGGAACCCGCAAAGGACGAUGUCAUCUUCGGAAACGAAAGUCUUAUUCUCGACCCUUUUGAGAGUUUUUUCAAAGAUCUUUACGGCGAAAAGGAAUCAGCUUCGAAUUCUACGUCGAAGAACAAACCAGCCAAACCCAUCGACAACUUUGAACUACUCCUGGCAAGAAAUCCUGUGGUUGGCGUACCGUCUCUCAACAAAGGUACAGCUCGAUCCGAUAGCAAUGUUCAAUUGAAGAUUAUUGAAUUCGAAGAUGAUUCUGCUUCUGCCGAAAAAGGGGUCCCAGAUAUGACGCAGGACGAAAACAGCUUAUUUGUUCCUGAAGCAGGCGAGACUAGUCCUGCAAUCGGGAAAAGCCGUCGUUCAUGGGGUAUAGAUAUGUCUAGGGAUUUUGAUGAAGUUGUGACCGAUCCGAGGAGUGCGGUACUGAAUCGCAAGGCAAAGAGCUCUCCUGCCGCGAUUGAAGAUGACAGCUCCAAUACUCUCAACCCUUGGGUCAUUGCUAAAAUGACUGCUCCUUUAAGAACCAAUGCAGAACCAGUAGCUCCGACUGAUCAAGAAUCCCGGACCCCAGGUGCAGCGAACGAUCAGUAUCACAUAAUAGACGGUAACCUUAUAAGAAGAAAAUCACAAGAACAGCUAUUUCUUGAGUCCCCUGUCCAGAAGCAUGGUUCUGUUUCUCGGCGGACACCAAAGCGGCGAUACAGCAAUGAAGCUAGGCUUCCCAAUCCAAAUACACCUAAGGCGUCUCUGUAUGAAUUAGACCGAGGAACAAGACACAGAAGUGAAGAUGGUAAUAUCUAUCUUGAACAGAGAGCAAAGGCCUUCCGUGAUACGACAUUAGAGACACCCGAUAUACCUAGCUUACAUCGGCGACAAGAACACUCCUCCUCAGAAUUUGGUCAUGAAUUACCAAACUUCAAUGAACAAAGUGUACGCCGUCGACAAAAUGAUUUCGUCAGUGCCCGAAGCAUCAAAGAAAGCUUUCUCCUCACUCCACCUGCCACUCAACGACAAAAGCCCUCACACCAAUCCGACAAAGUUAACAAACCAUUUGCAGCACCUCGAAGAAUCGCAGACACCACAUCAACACCGACUAGGCUCCAGCAAACAAGACUUCCAACAUUCCAGGGGCAGCAAGAUUUCUUAGGAGUAGAAGAACCUCAAUCAGAACUUGAAUGGGCAAUGCAAUACGAGCAGAACAAGGAGUCCGCAAGCCGUACCCGUCGCGACCAACUCCGACUCGCUCGAAAGGAUACAGAAACAGAAACCCGCACCGAAAGAACUAAAUCCUCUCCUCACAAGAACAGGUAUAACGCUGCGAUCGCUGCACUCGAAGGAGAUGCUGUUUCCAAACCUCAAGAGCCGAAAACAUCACUACCGCCCAACGAUCCACGAGCAUACCUAAUGAAACAUCAAGCCCUUUCAUCAACAGCAGAUGGCGAGCAGACGAAAGCCAUCCGCAAUACACGCGCCAAAUCGACGAAGUUACCACUUGAGAAGAUUCCAGAUCAUCUCCAAACUCACAAAUUGGUCUUGAAUCUCUCCACAGACAUGGAAAAGAUAAAAGAAAUCACUGAGAUGUUCACCCCUAUCGACGCGUAUAUCUCUCAAGGUCGUUCGGAACCGGGUUUAGAGCUGAGUGUGGCGGCGACGAAAGACCUUAGUCGUGAUAUCAAACGUAUGGUUGACGCGUGGGUAGAGAAGCAGGAGGAUAGACGCGAUUGCGAGGUUGAAUAUUUAUUUGCUAAUCUUAAUAGCGUUGAGGCGUAG